CGCUGCCGUGUAAACAGUGCGAAGCUCCGUAAAUCCUUCGUUUUUUUCUGUGACGACAGAUACGUUGUAUAAUAUUUGUGGACUUUACCUGAAUAUUUUUUUACAGCGAAAGAAAUUAGUUUGAAGAUGACGCGACUUUGUUUAUCGGUGCUGUCCGUUAUUGCGGUGUUGGGCCUUGGUUCUGGACGCGUGCUGGACCGAGAUGCUCAAUCGUCAGGCGACCGCCACAAUGAAGUUCUCGAACUCUUGGCAAAAGCUGACCCUUCCGAAAAUGACAUCUUCGACGAGACCGUUCCAGAAAUGGAGGAGGAACCUGAACCAGCAAACAGCCGUAGCCCCACUCAGCACAUUCUCGAAGAAUUAUCCAGACCUAAAUACAUCGAUGCAUCCGAAUUUCGCAACGUCGAAGUAUUGCCACCAGCUCUCGACAUCAACCGACAGCUAACGCUGCUGGCGGCGUCCAAACGAAUCCGGCCGCCAGUGGAAAUCGUUCACCAGCAAGAAGAACCUGUUUUAGACGAAGAACUUGUCAAAGUGUUCUAUCGUCCUGGUUCUCCUCUAUUCAGAGAUGAUUUCCCCUCAGAGAGCAUAGAUUACAUUAUUGAACCUCUGGAAUCGGAGGUAGUAUCCAAUUCCACUGAUAAAGUCUCACCAAGAAUUUCUACAUCAGUGUCAGUAUCUAGGUCAAUUUCUUAUUCGAACGGUAGUUCAGCCGGAUUAAAUGUCCCAGCAAAUGAGACUGUUUCAUCGUCAACAUUUUCUACUACCAUUGCUUCCAUCACCUCAGCUACUUUGUCUACAACGCCCAUCGCGAAAACAUCAAAUGCAUCAGCCGCAGCCUCUGCUACAACAACAGCGAGCUCUCCAGUAGAAAAGUUCGAUGCUGAAUCCUUACCUUUGGCUGAAACAACGGCCGAAUUCUCACCCUUAAUCGCUGAAGAAGAUCCAUCGUAUGUGGUGGUGGGAGAAUACCCUCCUUACGUAGAAAGCGAUGCAUUCAGACUAGCAGAACCCUCCGAAUAUCCAGUAGAAGGAGCGUUGUCACCUCUCGCUCACAUCCUCGCCGGCUUUGGGGGGGAACAUGGACCUUUCGGGGGAGAUGUGAGGCGCGACGGUUUCAUUGAAGGGUUUAGACCAGAUGGGUUUUAGUUAAGUGAAUUAUAAACGAUGAGUUGGGAAAAAUACGUGAAUAAAAAUGAAAGGUUUCACGAUAUUUUUCCGCCACUUGGGCAAGCUCAGUAAACAGAUUCGAGAGAAUAUAUUCUUGUGUACCUUCGCAGUUGAAACAACUUUAUGAUUACCAUAUAGUUUUUAACUUAAUAAGCAUUAAAUGCGUACACAACUGAUUACUUAAAGAUUUACAACAUUACCUUCAUUAAGGGUAGAAUAAAACUUUCACGUUUAAUGUAACCAUUGAACAUAUACUGUAUAACUAUUGUACUGUGAUAUUGAAAUGUUCAUGUAUAUCGUAUUAGAAUGUAUUAUUUUGAUAUGAAAAUAUCGGAAU
Molecule: messenger RNA, 1507 nt
Organism: Hyalella azteca
Lineage: Eukaryota; Metazoa; Arthropoda; Malacostraca; Amphipoda; Hyalellidae
Product: pinin
Exons: 2
Coding region: 127-1149 (340 amino acids)
Source: RefSeq, a predicted model, not a curated record